Silurus meridionalis is the source of this 2740-nucleotide messenger RNA. RefSeq lists its product as uncharacterized. Gene Ontology annotation, cellular component: membrane. Gene Ontology annotation, molecular function: ATPase activator activity. The coding region runs from base 345 to 2066 and encodes 573 amino acids. The record is from RefSeq and is a predicted model, not a curated record. Gene Ontology annotation, biological process: membrane organization. The transcript is spliced from 12 exons. NCBI's taxonomy places the organism in Eukaryota, Metazoa, Chordata, Actinopteri, Siluriformes, Siluridae.
GAAACAAUGGCCCAAAUAAUACGUUCCGCCAUGUUAAGAAAGAACUGUACAUCAAAUAAAUUAAGGUAAAUGACUAUACAUUUAGUCCAAUAAUUGGAUUUUAGGAGAACACUAAUAAAAGAUGAGGUAGAUGAUUUAACCAAAAGAGAAACCUUUGGAACUUCCGGUUUGCUGUCACUCUGAGACGGAAUUCGCCCUCCGUACACAGCAUAAUGACGUUAUAGACUCGCUUCAGUCAGUUCGGUUAGGACAAAACAGAAAACAAACUACUGAUGAGGGACCAAAAAGAACUGCAGCUACACAGAUUUUCAGUGAUUUGACACACAGCUGGAGAGUGCUGAAAAAUGAAUGGAAUGGACACUGAGCAAACAGAGGAAACUGAUACAAGACUGCAUAACCAACAGAAAGAGAGUGAGAAAGAUACAUUUGGAGUUAGUGGUCAGUCUGAUGCAGAACAAGAAGACAAUGAUGCACUAGAUAGAAAACGCAUCCAAGACAAGAAUGAAAACCAGGAAAUGCCACAUGCUGGGGAUGGCCCGAGAUCGAGAAAUUUCACUGAGCAAACAGAGGAAACUGAUACAAGACUGCAUAACCAACAGAAAGAGAGUGAGAAAGAUACAUUUGGAGUUAGUGGUCAGUCUGAUGCAGAACAAGAAGACAAUGACGCACUAGAUAGAAAGCGCAUUCAAGACAAGAAUGAAAACCAGGAAAUGCCACAUGCUGGGGAUGGCCUGAGAUCGAGAAAAUUCAACAACAAACAGAAAAUAGGUGGAGAUGCAGACAGUGGUAAUUCUGAAGAACGACAAUGUAACUCAGAUGCUGGACCAGACACUGAGCAAACAGAGGACACUGAUACAAGACUGCAUAACCAACAGAAAGCGAGUGAGAAAGAUACAUUUGGAGUUAGUAGUCAGUCUGAUGCAGAACAAGAAGACGAUGAGACACUAGAUCUAAAGCACAUCCAAGACAAGAAUGAAAACCAGGAAGUACCAUAUGCUGGGGAUGGCCCCAGACUAAGGACAUCCAACAAGAAAGAGAAAACAGGACUGGACACUGAUACAGGACUGCAUAACCAACAGAGAGAAAGUGAACGAGAAGACCAUGACACUUCAGACGGAAAUCGCAUCAAAGGCAAGAAUGAAAACCAGGAAAUGCCACAUGCUGGGGAUGGCCCAAGACAGAGGAAAAAUAAACAGAAAACAGCCCACCUGGACAAAGGUGACAUUUUUGACCAUGCUGAAACAAGCAGCCCUGAUGUCAUCGAAACCUGCAGUAUUAAUUAUCUUGGUGUGGUCUCAUAUGGAUUUUGCAUAUUACUUGCGAUAUACCUUCUUCUGGUUGUGGUUCCCUGGUUUACAUCAUCUCCACACCCACAACAACAGUUAAACUUGCUGGAGGUGUUUUGUCAAGAACUGAACAAGGUCCAAGCCAGUUUUCCCAGUCAGCGCCGUGAACUGUGGAGGAGAAGCAAAAUCCACCUCCAGAAACAUCUGAAUCUGACUAAUCCAACUGAACCAGUGAGUCUCAUCCUAACUUCUGGUCAUGGGGCUGAAAAGACUCUGCAAUGUCUGGCUCAACAGUUAGCUGCAGCAUUUUCUAACACUCUCAACUCCUCUGUAAUAAAUAUUGAUGGAAGCAGCAAAAGAGACCAAGACAGCGACCAGGUUAAAAUGGACAUUGAUACAACACUGAAGAAUGCCUUUGCGGGCGGCAAACAAGCGGCUGUUAUUCACCGUUUUGAAGAGCUUCCUCCUGGAUCUACUCUCAUCUUCUACCGCUACUGUGACCAUGAGAAUUCUGCCUUUAAGAAAGUCUUUUUGGCUUUCACUGUCAUGUUACAGGAAGAGAUGGAUUUCCCACCAAAUGUCAGUCUGGGAAUGGUGGAGGAGGCAGUUCAAGAGUAUUUAAAAGAGAAGUUUGUCUCCUCAGACAGGACGGCUAAGUUUAACCAGAUGGAUUUAGACAAGCUAAGUGGGCUGUGGAGUAGAAUCUCCCAUCUCAUCCUACCAGUAGCUGCAGAGCAGAAGAUUGAACAACACGGCUGUGGAGAGGAUGGGUCCUUAUAACUGAGGGUUUUCAAACAUUCGUAUUGUUCUACUAGAUGGUAAUAAUUCUAUUUGUGCAGCUAAAUGGCUGGGAAUAUGUUCCCUUAGCAAGAUUGUUCUUGACCUCUGGAACAUGCCUAACAACAACAUACCUAAUCAAAACUAAUUCUGUGAGGUUACCAUUGAAAGUAGUUUAUAUGUAAAAUAUGUGUGGUUUUUGUUUCAUGUUUUUGUUUUUUUGUAAAUUUGAUUUCUUCAGACUUAUGCAAUGAGAUCUUUAGAAGCAGAUGCACUUAAUGUCAUGGCACCAGUGUUGGAAUUAAUGCCAUGGAAAAAAUGCUUUAACAUACAGUGUAUAUGUGUAAAUAGUUUGUUGUGCAGUUUUCCCCUAGUGUAAACCAAUGUAAACAUUCCUUCUUUAUUCAGCUUUAGUUCUCAUUUGUUUGGUGUUUCUCUGAUUUACUCUUUUUAAUACAGCUAGAGGCAUCAGGGAUAUCUACAAGACUCAAUUUCAACUAAAGUGCAGGUGUAAUAUUCAGCUUCUUUGGACCAGUUCAUUAAUUGACUGAAUUUAUAUUUUGAAUUAAUUUUCAUAUGGUAAAUAUUAGUGAAUUUAGCACAAACUUUGUUCUGGCAUUAUAUUCUGCACUUCACAAAAUGUAUGAUUAAAACUGAAAAUAUCUUUUAUAUGCUUA